UUUUGGUUACUUAUUGGAGUAUUUUCCCCCAAAACAUCGAACAUUUAACUGCGCGUGAGAGAAUAGCGGACAUAUUUUCAACACCAUGUUUCAGCCCACGCCAAAGAGAUGUUUCACUAUCGAGUCUUUAGUAGCAAAGGAUAAUAAUCCUCCUCCACUUCCAGCACUGCCUGCGUCCCGAGCAGAGGAGCCCACGCGACCCACGGCGGCGGCAGCGCUCAGCUAUGCCGGUGCCAGCCACGUGAGCCCGUAUUUGAACGGCUUCACAGCUGGAGCCAGAGGCGUUUACUCCAGCGCGGACCUUAUGUUCGCCGAGGCCAUGUCUCAUGCGCCCAGCUCAGCCGUGCCGGUUCAUCCAGUCGUGCCCGCACACCAUCCACCGCCACCGCCGCCGCAUCACGCGCUGUCCGCUCACCACGCGCUUACUUCCCCGCACGGGCCGCACGCAUUAUUUGCCAGCCAGCAACGGGAUCCAGCAACUUUUUACCCUUGGUUAAUACACAGAUACAGAUACUUGGGACACAGAUUUCAAGGAAACGAAACGAGUCCGGAGAGUUUCCUGUUGCACAACGCGCUCGCCAGGAAGCCCAAGCGGAUCCGCACAGCGUUCUCUCCGUCGCAGCUGUUGAGACUCGAACACGCCUUUGAAAAAAACCACUACGUCGUGGGAGCGGAGAGAAAGCAACUAGCGCACAGCCUCAGUCUCACAGAAACUCAGGUCAAAGUCUGGUUUCAGAACAGAAGGACGAAGUUCAAACGGCAGAAACUAGAGGAAGAAGGAUCAGACUCGCAGCAGAAAAAGAAAGGAACGCAUCAUAUAAACCGAUGGAGGCUGGCGACAAAACAGUCGAGUCCUGAGGAAAUUGACGUCACUUCGGACGAUUAAAUACGUUACAAAAGAGACACACGUGGCGUUUUUGAAGCCCGACGGACUCCUGAAGGAUGUCGUGGUCGUAGUGCGAGAGGAACGACACAUAUUAAGGACG
Trichomycterus rosablanca is the source of this 986-nucleotide messenger RNA. It is a transcript of the gene emx2, whose product is annotated as empty spiracles homeobox 2. The transcript has 3 exons. Gene Ontology annotation, molecular function: RNA polymerase II cis-regulatory region sequence-specific DNA binding; DNA-binding transcription factor activity, RNA polymerase II-specific. Bases 86 to 886 code for a protein of 266 amino acids. Gene Ontology annotation, biological process: neuron differentiation; regulation of transcription by RNA polymerase II; central nervous system development. Lineage: Eukaryota; Metazoa; Chordata; Actinopteri; Siluriformes; Trichomycteridae. The record is from RefSeq and is a predicted model, not a curated record. Gene Ontology annotation, cellular component: nucleus.